AUGGCCCCUUUACACACUCUCCGUAAUCUGCUCUUCACCCACUUCCUGGUAUCCCCGCCGACCCAGCUCCUGGUUUACAGCCACCACUACACUGGCAGGCGGGCUCAGCCGCGGUCCAUCGCGGGCCCCUCACCCACCUCCGGGCUGCCAUGUUGUUUCCUUACGGCGGCCAUGCACCUCUUGGAUGGCCUUCUCCCGGACGCCACGGUUCGCCUGGGGCUGCUCUUCCAGGCCAGUGGCUGCUGCCGGAUACAGGGCUCCCGCUCCCGCAUUGGCCUAGUUGCAGCUGGCUGCGCCUGCUUUCAGACAACGUGGGAUAAGGCAGCUCCGCCUGGGUGCUACGCUGUCCGAGAGCAAAACCUGCUUGUGCUGGCCUUGUGGAUAAACGCAACACAAACUACCGGCCCAAGGCAGCUCCGCCUGGGUGCUUCACUGCACGAGAGCAUACCCCCUGGGGCUGGCCUUGCGGAUAAACGUAACACAAACUACCGGCCCAAGGCAGCUCCGCCUGGGUGCUACGCUGUCCGAGAGCAAAACCUGCUUGUGCUGGCCUUGUGGAUAAACGCAACGCAAACUACCGGCCCAAGGCAGCUCCGCCUGGGUGCUUCACUGCACGAGAGCAAAACCUUGCUGGUGCUGGCCUUGUGGAUAAACACGACCCAGUCUACCGGCCUAAAGCAACUCUGCCUCAGUGCUUCACUGCGCGAGAGCAUACCCCCUGGGGCUGGCCUUCCAGAUAAACGCGACCCAGUCUACCGGCCUAAGGCAACUCAGCCUGGGUGCUUUACCACGCACCCCCUGGGGCCUUUCGGAGCAGCACAACGCAACCCGGACGCUUCUCUCCCUGAGAGCAUCACCCGGGUAAAGCCUAUCAGCCGUGGGCACUCGUUAUUGGGCAGACUUCCAGAGUCUAGUUGCUACCCGAUGAGCGCAAGGCGGUCCGGGCGCUUCGGCCUAGUUGCAGCUGGCUGCGCCUGCUUUCAGACAACGUGGGAUAAGAUGCCGACCCAUGCUGCAGAAGCGGCUGUCGUCGAGGACACUGCUGCAGUGGUGGUGAAUCACGAUCCUGAGAUGCAUCUUAAAAUUUUCUCAGACCAACACAAAACUUGGGCGGAGAUGCACAACCUGGAUUUGAAGGCCGACGAGGGCCAGCUCCUUGCGGCCAUCCUCCAGUGGCCUGAGCAGUAUAAACUCUACUGUGGGAGUGAGGGCUCCUUUCAUCACUCCUUUGCAGUAUGUGGAAUUCUGGUGGCGAAUGGCAUGUAUGCCCCAGACUUUAACAACCCCAAGCUGCAGGCUAUCAACCACUUCACUGAGGACAUGAAGUCUGCCCUGCUGUCUGGGGGGCUGAAGCAGUUUGAGCUUGCACUCCUUCUUGCGGGUCUGAAUGCACUCUGCCAGGGAGACAUGGGAGCACAGGGUCAGCAGGUCCGGAAGCGUGCAAAGUCUGCUGCAAGCAAUGACUGCAGCAAGAGGACAAAACAUACCGCACAGGAGAUGGCGGGCUUGCUUGAGAAGGAGUUUCACUCGGACAUCAUGUCUGCAUCCAACUUCAAGGACAUCCCGGAGGUGAAGGUUCGGAUUGCAGAACUUAUUAAUAAAUUUGGCAGAACUGAAGGUGCCGCCACCAUGGUAGGCAUUAAGGCCAAGGCAAACACAACCGAGGAGGAUGUUGCUGAAGAAUUGAUGAAGUCACUCCACCACAAAUGGAAGAACCUCCGCAACAUGGCUAAGAAGACACAGAAAGAGAAGGGUGAUGAGCCAACCCCUGCCCAGCAGGGUGCCCAGAGCUACCGCAUGGAGGACUGGCUGCACUUCGUUGAGACGUUCUCCAGCUACAUCUUCAAGGGGGACGUGCUGCCCGAGGCCUUGCGGGCCCUGUGUUGGAGCCUGUGCAGCACGGUCACGCACUACUUCUGGCCGCGGCCCCCCGAUGAGACCCGUGAGCAGUUCCUGGUGGCAGCCAAGGCGGCUGCAUGCAAGCUCAGAGCUUACACGACCAGGCUGGAGGAGUUGGAGGUGCCGGGCUACAUGUUCACGGUCAACCUGCAUAUCUGCGUAUGCUGGCUGUACUCCGACCUGCCGGUGGAACGCAUGAUGCAGCAAAUGAAGACGCAAGGCGGAAGGAUGGUGUCACAGGCACCCGAGAAGCACUACGCGCAGUGGCUGUGCCUGAUGCGGGCCUCCGAGUCGCUCACCGAGGCAGACCCCCGGACCGGGGCCAAACACACGACCAACCAGCAGCUUGAGAGGAUGUUGGCACGGCGCGCAGUGAACACCGAGGCUGCCUGGUUUGAUAAACCAGGAGCCAACGGUUACCUGCUUGGACGAGGCCACAUGGUCUACCCGAGUCCAGAACGAGUGGCACAAGUCCGGGCAGCCAUGGCGAGCCUAGUGCACUGGUAUGCCCUGGCAUUCGAGGAUGUGGCUUCCUGGACAUUGGGUCCCAGUGCGAGCUACGAACUGGACACGGACCGCCUGGAUAGGGUUCUCAUGUCUACACCACCUGACUGUCCCAAGGCCCGCUCCUUAUUGCAUGCCGAGGCACUCGACGAGGAGCAGUACUUCGGGGCUGAGUAUGGGCGCCAGCAGCAGCGGAUCUCCUGCUGGGCAUGCUACCAGGCAGAAGUCGGCAACAAGACUCGGACGUAUGCGGCCUACCUCAAGCACUUCGUCCACCUGCCCGCAGAAGAUGGCGCUCAGGAUGUCCGAUUCACUGUCGCAGAUGUGUACUCGGGACAGGUGUUCAGCGAGGGGCUGGUGGUGGUCAACAUGGCGGCCGCCCAGACAGCGAGGGCAGGCAGCCAGUGGGAGAUGUGGCAGGACCUAGGGCUGCCGCUAAGCCACCUGAUUUGCCGCCUUAAGGCAAGCUUGUGUAUGGCCCUCUACAAGACGGGGGGCCCUGCCCGCUCCUUAUUGCAUGCCGAGGCACUCGACGAGGAGCAGUACUUCGGGGCUGAGUAUGGGCGCCAGCAGCAGCGGAUCUCCUGCUGGGCAUGCUACCAGGCAGAAGUCGGCAACAAGACUCGGACGUAUGCGGCCUACCUCAAGCACUUCGUCCACCUGCCCGCAGAAGAUGGCGCUCAGGAUGUCCGAUUCACUGUCGCAGAUGUGUACUCGGGACAGGUGUUCAGCGAGGGGCUGGUGGUGGUCAACAUGGCGGCCGCCCAGACAGCGAGGGCAGGCAGCCAGUGGGAGAUGUGGCAGGACCUAGGGCUGCCGCUAAGUGAGCUGAAGGGCAAGUUCUGCACAGCCGCCCCGGAGGGGGACCGAAAGGGGCUGAUGUACUUCAUGCCAUACACACACUUCACCAACCGCUGA
Molecule: messenger RNA, 3321 nt
Organism: Volvox carteri f. nagariensis
Lineage: Eukaryota; Viridiplantae; Chlorophyta; Chlorophyceae; Chlamydomonadales; Volvocaceae
Exons: 11
Coding region: 1-3321 (1106 amino acids)
Source: RefSeq, a predicted model, not a curated record